Lolium perenne is the source of this 1786-nucleotide messenger RNA. RefSeq lists its product as uncharacterized. NCBI's taxonomy places the organism in Eukaryota, Viridiplantae, Streptophyta, Magnoliopsida, Poales, Poaceae. The record is from RefSeq and is a predicted model, not a curated record.
UUUUCUUGUUUGGGUUCUUCUUCCUUUCCCUAUUCGUCUCUUCCCCUCGCGGCGGCGUCGUCACCUAUCCCUUGAACACGCCCCCAGGCCCCCUUUCCACCGCAGACCGCAACACUCCUCCUGGAAGCAAUCCUUCUCCCAUACUCGUCGCCGUGGUCGCUCUCCUCUGCUCCAAUUGACCAGCGGAGACUGGAGAUCCAUCCGGAGCUGCAUUCAUUUCUUUUGCUGGUGACGAACCCUAACCCGCCUGGAUUGUUUCCAGUUCUGGUUGUGCAAGACAGUUAAGUGAGGUGAAGGUUCCCAAGGGCAGGAUGCGGUUCGCGGUGAAAAAAAUGUGCGCUGGUGGGGCGAAGGCUCGUGCAGGGUUGCUUCAGAUUGGAAGCAGCAGUGUCGAGACGCCAGCGCUGCUUUUGUCAACACGCAAGGGGUUGCCGGCGUUUAUGUCCUGUGACCUCCUUUCCUCUCUUCCCCUUCCCGACUCCCUCCUCCUCAAUGUCUGCCCAACCCACUUUAUAGAGGGCCCUCCAUCAAAAACAUUAUCAAAUAUUGGUGGUUUGCAUCGUAUGCUGGGCCUGCCUGAUCAUAUCCUCGUAGCUACAGCUGGUGAGCCUAUCGAAAGUUUACCAUCAAGUGAAGCCAGCAAUAAGUUUGGUGCCUCUUUUGAAACACCAUCAGGCCGUAAACUGGUGAAACCAUCAGAUUAUAUGGAGCUGAUUUCUAGCAUGAAACCUGAUUUGUGGGCAAGCUUGGCAGAUGAGGUUCCAGCCUGGGUUAAUGAGAAACGAAAUAAAACAUCUGUUGACCGAACAUUGCGCUGGCUUGAUGCAUGUAUUGCUUUGGACGCGGCUGUUGGAGCAAACGGUUUAGGCGUAGUUGUCGGGGGAUCCAGUAUCGAACAACGAAAACUAUGUGCCACUGAAGUGUCAAAGAGGAAUGUAUCAGGCUUUUGGAUUGGAGGGUUUGGCCUUGGAGAGAGCGUUGAAGAACGUUGCAAUUUGCUUAAUGCAGUAACAGAUUGCUUGCCAUCGGAGAAACCUCGGAUUGUAUCUAGGCUUGGUCUUCCAGAGGAGGUCCUUGAGGGUGUGGCCUCUGGCAUCGACCUUUUUGACUCCACGUACAUUUACCAACUUACGAUGGGUGGUUUUGCAUUGAUCUUCCCUGUUGACAUGGUUGAAAGAGAGAUGCAGAAUGGUGUAGUCGACAGUAGUGCUGGAGAUUCUACAAAGAUUAACCUGCGUGCAACAACAUAUCGGAAAGACACGUCACGGAUAGUUGAUAGCUGUACCUGCUUCACAUGUCAGAAUCACACCCGUGCUUACCUCAAUCAUUUGCUCAAUGUCCAUGAGAUGUUGGCUCAGAUUCUACUGGAGAUACAUAACACCCAUCACUAUCUUCGUUUUUUCCGGUCAAUACGAGAGGCCAUCAAAGAUGGAGAGUUUGAUCUCUUCUGGAAGCAGUUUGUUGAAAAUAGACGCUCCCAGAUUGCUGCUGCUGUGUUGUAGAUCUUAUCCGUACAUGAUCUGUCGAACUGCGGUUUGCUGCUUCAACAAUUUUAAGGUGCAUGACUAACAAAACGAGGAAAAAUGCUCAAGGGAGGCUUACCAUGAAAUUUUGCUAUGCAUGUGAACUAUUAAGCACAGUUCAUUUCUCUGAAAAACGGAAAGAAGAGAUGGCUAUAUUGUAUUCAGUGGUUGGAUGUGGGGUCAAAUUUUCUUGGUGUAUAAGAAUGACACAUGAAUGGACAUUAUCCAGACAUGAGAUGGAAUGAAUGUCGUUUGUUGAUAAA